GGCAGCAUCUCAACAGUGUGACUAGCUGUUGAACAAUGGCAGGAAGUUGGUGUGUUGUUCAGUCUUUAGCACUUUGUGUGUGGUUUUGUGCUUUCUGUCAUGCUGUUCCACAGUUGAGUAAUCUGCCCCAGAAUCCUCAAGCUCUGAUGUUCCAGCUAACUGACCAGCGGUUUCAACAGCCAGCUCAACAAGCUAGUCAACAGUUUUCUCAGCGGUUUCCACAACCAGCUCAACAAGCUAGUCAACAGCAAGCUAGCCAAUGGUUUCAACAACCAGCUCAAGCUAGUCAACCGUUUCCUCAGCGGUUUCAACAACCAGCUCAACUAGCUAGUCAACAGCAAGCUAGCCAAUGGUUUCAACAACCAGCUCAAGCUAGUCAACCGUUUCCUCAGCGGUUUCAACAACCAGCUCAACUAGCUAGUCAACAGCAAGCUAGCCAAUGGUUUCAACGACCAGCUCAACAACAAGCUAGUCAACAGAAACCUCAGCAGUUUCAACAGGCAGCUCAACAAGCUAAUCAACAGCAAGCUAAUCAGCAGUUUCAACAGGCAGUUCAACAAGCUAGUCAACAGCAAGCUAGCCAACGGUUUCAACAACCAGCUCAACAACAAGCUAGUCAACAGAAACCUCAGCAGUUUCAACAGGCAGCUCAAGCUAAUCAACAGCAAGCUAAUCAGCAGUUUCAACAGGCAGUUCAACAAGCUAGUCAACAGUUUUCUCAGCAGUUUCAGCCUAAGCAGCCAGUGGCGCAGGCAGAGCCCCUUGACAAAUGUGCUGUAGCUGAUUAUGAGCAGAUCCAAUGUGGACCACCUGGUAUCAGUGGUGCUGAGUGUGAAGCUAUCAACUGCUGCUUCAACGGACAGCAGUGUUAUUAUGGGAAGGCAGUGACUGUCCAGUGUAUAAGAGAUGGUCAGUUUGUGGUAGUGGUGGCUAGAGAUGUUACUUUGCCUCGAUUGAGCCUGGAUUCAGUCCAUCUCCUUGGUGGAAACGAUCCACCUUGCAGUCCUGUGGGAUCCACACCUUCCUUUGCUAUAUACCAGUUCCCUGUCACUGCAUGUGGCACGAGCAUGAUGGAGGACAAUGGAUAUGUGGUGUAUGAAAACAGGAUGACCUCCUCGUAUGAAGUGGGGAUCGGACCACUUGGUUCCAUCACAAGGGACAGUCAUUUUGAGCUUCUCUUCCAGUGUAGGUACUCUGGUACUUCUGUGGAAGCUCUGGUUGUGGAGGUCAACACUGUUCCUCCACCUCCACCAGUAGCUGCUCCUGGACCCCUCAGGGUGGAGCUUAGACUGGCAAAUGGUCAAUGUGUCACCAAAGGCUGUGCAGAAGGGGACGAGGCGUACACAUCCUACUACAGUGAUGCUGAUUAUCCAGUCACAAAAGUCCUGCGGGAGCCUGUGUUUGUUGAGGUGCGCAUUUUGGAGAGGACCGACCCCAACAUUGUCCUGAUGCUGAGACGCUGCUGGGCGACAUCAACCCCCAGUCCACUCAGUCUACCCCAGUGGGACCUUCUGGUUGAUGGAUGCCCUUACCAGGAUGACCGUUACCUGACCACAUUGGUUCCGGUGGCUGGAUCAUCUGGUCUUCAGUUCCCAACCCACUACAAGCGCUUUGUUGUCAAGAUGUUCACAUUUGUGGAUCCAUCAUCACUGGCUCCUCUGCAGGAAACUAUCUUCAUCCACUGUAGUACAGCGGUGUGCCAUCCCUCUUCUGGCUCCUGUGAGCAAAGCUGCGCUAGGAAAAAAAGGGAGACGCACGUCAAGACCAUCUCUAGUGGGCAAACUGUGGUUUCAAGUGGACAAGUUAACCUGGCCAUAUGAAUUUUAUGGUUAAUAAAGUUAAUGAAACGCA
Messenger RNA from Megalobrama amblycephala (Wuchang bream), 1851 nucleotides. RefSeq names its product zona pellucida sperm-binding protein 4-like. The record is from RefSeq and is a predicted model, not a curated record. The coding region runs from base 36 to 1820 and encodes 594 amino acids. The transcript is spliced from 8 exons. Lineage: Eukaryota; Metazoa; Chordata; Actinopteri; Cypriniformes; Xenocyprididae. Gene Ontology annotation, cellular component: egg coat. Gene Ontology annotation, biological process: prevention of polyspermy; binding of sperm to zona pellucida. Gene Ontology annotation, molecular function: acrosin binding; structural constituent of egg coat.